Messenger RNA from Aspergillus ruber CBS 135680, 1047 nucleotides. RefSeq lists its product as uncharacterized. NCBI's taxonomy places the organism in Eukaryota, Fungi, Ascomycota, Eurotiomycetes, Eurotiales, Aspergillaceae. The coding region runs from base 1 to 1047 and encodes 348 amino acids. The transcript is spliced from 2 exons. The record is from RefSeq and is a predicted model, not a curated record.
AUGGGUCAACGCCCCUCCAAACACGACCGCACCAGCGGCGCAUUCCAGAUGCAAACCUACCCAUCCAACACCCGCCAAUACACCCCAGAAACCGACAAAAAAGAAGUCCAAAUCGAAACAAAACUCAUCCCCUCCCCACCCUCCCUCCUCACCCUAAAGCCACUAUCCCCAGCCCUCCUCAAUCCCUUCACAACAACCAGCCACCAAACCCCUUGUCGACGCCAAAGCCUAAUUCUAUCAAAAAGAAACAGCAAGCGAACCCUCGCAGAAGACGACUACCACUCCACUCUCACAAGCUUCCUUCAGGAAUACAACUUCGUCUUCGUAGUCGACGACAGCACAAGCAUGCAAGACAACGGCCGUUGGCAAGAAGUCACCGACGUCCUUGCUUCCAUCGCCCCCAUCUGCGCGAACCACAGCCCCGAUAACACCGGAAUCGAUAUCUACUUCCUAAACCACCACGCUGUCUCUGAUACUUCGGAGCUGGGCGGGUACACGAACCUGCAGACAAGCACGCAGGUCAGGGAGAUAUUCAGCUCCAUUGAGCCGCGUGGCCCGACGCCGUUUGGGGCUCGCUUGAACCAGCUCUUGCAGCCGUAUCUGCGGCUGGUGGAGAACAUGAGAAUUGCCUAUUAUAAUUACCAAAAUAGUAAUGCUGGCUCUAGCUCUGCUCACAGCCCUGAUGAGUACAAUGAGACUGAACGACGGUUCUACGUUAAACCACUCUACGUCAUCGCCAUAACCGAUGGUGCGUUUACGGAUGAUGCAGUCAAGGAGCUCGUCCGUGCAGGUAAGAGACUGGAUAGAUGCCGUGCUGUGCCGUGGCAGCUGUACGUGCAGUUCCUGCAGGUUGGGCAAGAUGAGGGCGCGAGGGUGUUUCUGGAGGUAUUGGAGGGUGAUUUGAAGCGGGAGCGCGAACGGGAGGGGAUGGGGAGGGAGAUGGUUGUGUUUCCGGGCAAGGGGAUGGAAUCUAGUUACAGGUAUGGGGGUUUGAGUGCAGAGGGAGUGUUGAUGGGUGUUGUCAAGGCUGUUAGUAGUUGGGUUUGA